Molecule: messenger RNA, 2930 nt
Organism: Pezoporus flaviventris
Lineage: Eukaryota; Metazoa; Chordata; Aves; Psittaciformes; Psittacidae
Product: protein CEPU-1
Exons: 8
Coding region: 457-1524 (355 amino acids)
Cellular component (GO): neuron projection
Source: RefSeq, a predicted model, not a curated record
GGACUGCCUCCGCUCCGCGCUGCGGGCUCGGGAUAAGAGUGCGCGAGCGGGGCGCAGCCGGGCGGCUCCCGCCCGUGCUUCCUCCUCAUCCAAGUGAGCCGCGGACUGCUUCCCGGGAAGAGCCGGCUCGCCCAGCGUCCAGCACCUUUGCCACUUCUCCUCCUCCUCUUCCUCCUCCCCUCCGGCCCUCCCGUCCUCCUCCCUCACCCAAGGAUACUGGGGACUCCCUCCGGAUGCCGCUCGGCAGGCUCAGCGCUCGCAUCCUGCCUUGCCGGGGGCUCUCCUGAUCUCCGUGGAGCUCCUCAUCGCUCGGCCCCGGUGGUUUUGCUCCCCUCCUUCCCCACACACACGCACCCCAUCCCUCCUCUCUCCCCCCCUUCAUCCCCUUCUCUUUUCGCUCCCGGUGGCCUGGUCGGGUGUGUUUUUUGCCUGUUGGAAAAGUCCCUGCUGCCCAGGAUGGGGGUCGGUGGGUGCUUAGCCCUGCCCUGGAGGUGCCUAGUCGUCCUCUGUCUCAGGCUGCUCUUCCUUGUGCCCGCAGGAGUGCCCGUGCGCAGCGGAGAUGCCACCUUCCCCAAAGCCAUGGACAACGUGACAGUGCGGCAAGGGGAGAGCGCCACGCUCAGGUGCACCGUGGACAACCGAGUCACCCGAGUGGCCUGGCUGAACCGCAGCAGCAUCCUCUAUGCCGGCAAUGACAAGUGGUGCUUGGACCCUCGGGUGGUGCUCUUGGCCAACACCAAAACCCAGUACAGCAUCCAGAUCCAAGAUGUGGAUGUCUAUGAUGAAGGCCCAUACACCUGCUCUGUGCAGACAGACAAUCACCCCAAGACAUCACGCGUCCAUCUCAUCGUGCAAGUGUCUCCGAAGAUCACCGAGAUCUCUUCUGACAUCUCCAUCAAUGAGGGCGGCAACGUCAGCCUCAUCUGCAUAGCCACGGGCAGGCCAGAUCCAACAAUCACCUGGAGGCACAUCUCACCCAAAGCCGUGGGCUUCAUCAGUGAGGAUGAGUACCUGGAGAUCACGGGCAUCACACGGGAGCAGUCCGGGGAGUAUGAAUGCAGUGCCUCCAAUGACGUGGCAGCGCCUGUGGUCCAGCGAGUCAAAGUCACUGUCAACUACCCACCGUACAUCUCGGGUGCAAAGAGCACUGGGGUGCCAGUGGGGCAGAAGGGCAUCCUGAUGUGCGAAGCUUCUGCUGUCCCCUCUGCUGACUUCCAGUGGUACAAAGAUGACAAAAGGCUGGCUGAAGGUCAGAAAGGACUGAAGGUGGAGAACAAAGCCUUCUCCUCCAAGCUGACUUUCUUCAACGUCUCCGAGCAGGACUAUGGCAACUACACCUGCGUAGCCUCCAACCAGCUAGGAAACACCAACGCCAGCAUGAUCCUCUAUGAAGAGACAACUACUGCCCUGACACCCUGGAAAGGUCCUGGUGCAGUCCACGAUGGGAACAAUGGCGCGUGGCGGCGAGGAGGCUGCGUGUGGCUCCUGGCCCUGCCGCUCGCCCAGCUCGCCCUCCACUUUUGACCUGAGAAGCCGGCCCGCGGAGCAGCGGCGGCGAUGACCAUGGCCAGCGAGUGCAAGCAGAAGGGAGAGGAGGAAGAACAAGAAGAAGAAGAACAAGAAGAAGAAGAUGAUGUGUUCACCGUUUCCGAAAAUAAUCAUAAGAAUUGAGAGAGUAUCCGGCCAGGCCACCUGGGGAGGGGGAGAGAAGCACCAAACCAUGCAACAAACUGCAAUGAGAAUUUGGAAAGGAGAGAAACAGCGACAAAAGCAGAACAAAUCCCAGGCUUCCUGCUGAAGAUGCAACGCAACUGAGUCUUCUUUUCUUUUUUUCCCUAUAUUUUUUUUUGGUCUCCCAGGCCUUUUUUCUCCCCUUUUUCGCUGUUCUCUGCCCACAGGGGACAAGCAGGGCCAUGGGGCACGGUGCUUCCCACCACCCGCCCGCUCCUUCCCACGGGACCCUCCAUGCAGACGUGCCGGUUCUCUUCUUGGCUGAGAUUUCCCCGUCUUCUCAAGGACUGUGCCGCCAUUUGUGUUCCAGAAUAUAUAUAUAUAUAUCCACAUAUACAUAUAUAUAUAUAUAUAUGUAUAGAUAUAUAGAUCUUCAACAGUUACCACACCACCACAGACAGAAAGGGAGGAAGGAGACAGGCGUCGAGCCACGCGUUCAUCGUACCACCCACGGACAUUGUGAAUGAGAAGGGAUUCUAUAUCAUGGUUCAUUUUAUUAAUUGUAUUUUCUGAUACGAGCCUAGAACUCUUAGUUCCUAAAAAACAGAGAUGCAAAAAAAAACGAGGGGGAAGAAAAAAAUCAAAAGGAGGAAUAAAGAAGAAAGGAAGAAAGGAGAGGAGGAGCGAGCAGAGAGAAGUUGUCAAGCGCCGCGCAGCCAAGGAGGCAUGGAGAAGGAGGAGGAGAAGGAAGAAACCUGUGCAAAAUCCCCCCAAAACCGGCCCGAAAAGCAGUCUGAUGUCUGAACAUUUCUUGCCAAGGGCACGGGCAACUCUCGCCACACGUCGAGGCGGAGGGAGACGCUAAAUCUUUUUAUGGGAUAUAUAUAUACAGUAUAUAUAAAUAUACAUAUAUAUAUAUAUAUAAUUUUUCUUUUUGGUUAGCCUUCUAGCCACGGUUCCCAGCUGGGUCCUUCCGCUGCCAUUACUGCAUGCUGUAUAUGGAGUUAGGUGUGUAUUGGUCCUCAACGAGACCAGCGUCUUGGUCCACAUGUCCCCAAACCCCUUCACCUUUCUGCUCUCGGGUCACCGGUGACAAAGGGCCACGGGGGACCGGGGCCCAUCUCUGUCGCCUUUUGCCAUGGGGCAGGGAUAGGGGGAGAUCUAUGUAGCUCAGUUUUCUAUUUUUAUAUAUAUAUAUAUAUAUAUGUAUGUAUAUGUGUGUGUGUGUUUGCGUGUGUGUGUGUGUGUAUAUAUAUAUA